GAGAAAGCAGUGCGUAUCGGGUUAGGUUGUUAGAAAGUUAAUGGCUGGGGGAAAGAGAUCCUCCUCAACCCUCGCUUCGGGAGAGUUUCUGGAUUCCCUGAAGUAAAAUCACGCAAAUAACCUAAAACAAAGAGCCUGGGCGGACGUUUAAGUCAACAACUAGCGCGUAAACCCAGUAUCGUGAACAUAAGUAUGCAGGAUGCAGUAGCCGGGACGGCAAUGCUGACGGACGGCUUCGAGGACGAGAUUGACUCGGUGACUCCUCGCUCCCCAGUGGCAGGGAUGGGGGUAGGAGCGACACCAGGAGGAGUCGGACUGGGGGGCAUUGGGAUUGGUGUAGGCGGAAAGAAAGUACGUUUGUACGGUGAGCCAAGCGGGCCUGCUGCAGAAAGACUGGAUUUUAAACUAGCGGCCGCGGCCGUACUCUCAUCUGGUCCUGGAUCCGGCAGCGACGAAGACGAGGUUUCAGAGGUGGAGUCCUUCAUUCUUGAUCAGGAGGACUUGGAUAACCCCAUCAUGAAGACGGCGUCAGAGUUGCUCUUGUCCAGUGCCACAGACGGAGUUGAUUUGAGAACUGUUGACCCAGAGACACAGGCGCGGCUCGAAGCUCUAUUAGAAGCUGCAGGCAUCGGUAAACUGUCCACUGCCGAUGGUAAAGCUUUUGCAGACCCUGAAGUGCUACGGCGGCUGACGUCAUCCGUGAGUUGUGCCCUGGACGAAGCGGCAGCAGCCCUGACGCGGAUGAGGGCGGAAAACACGCUCAACGCAGGCCAAGCAGACAAUCUGGUUAUUUUCAGCCGUAGUUUAGCAGAGGCGUGCUCCGAUGGGGAUGUCAACGCAGUCCGCAAACUGUUGGACGAGGGACGGAGCGUCAAUGAACACACAGAAGAAGGAGAGAGCUUGUUGUGUCUUGCCUGCUCGGCUGGCUAUUAUGAACUUGCACAGGUGUUAUUGGCCAUGCAUGCCAAUGUAGAGGACAGAGGCAUCAAAGGGGAUAUAACGCCACUAAUGGCUGCAGCCAGUGGAGGUUAUGUAGAUAUCGUCAAACUCCUUUUGGUCCAUGGAGCAGAUGUAAACGCACAGUCCUCUACAGGAAACACGGCUCUAACGUACGCAUGUGCAGGUGGCUUUGUAGAUGUGGUAAAAGUGCUACUCAAAGAGGGUGCUAACAUCGAGGACCACAAUGAGAACGGGCACACGCCCCUCAUGGAAGCCGCGAGCGCGGGUCAUGUGGAGGUUGCCAGAUUGCUCUUGGAGUAUGGCGCUGGAAUCAACACACACUCCAAUGAGUUCAAAGAAAGUGCUCUCACGCUCGCCUGCUACAAAGGUCACUUAGACAUGGUGCGUUUUCUGUUGGAGGCUGGAGCAGAUCAGGAACACAAGACUGAUGAGAUGCACACAGCUCUGAUGGAAGCUUGCAUGGAUGGCCAUGUGGAGGUAGCGCGGCUCUUGCUGGACAGCGGGGCUCAGGUGAACAUGCCUGCGGAUUCCUUUGAGUCGCCCCUCACCCUGGCAGCCUGUGGGGGACAUGUGGAGCUGGCAGCCUUGCUCAUUGAGAGAGGAGCCAACCUGGAGGAGGUUAAUGAUGAGGGAUACACACCUCUUAUGGAGGCAGCUCGAGAAGGUCACGAGGAGAUGGUAGCUCUGUUACUAGCUCAAGGUGCAAACAUCAACGCACAGACGGAAGAAACCCAGGAAACAGCCCUAACUUUAGCAUGCUGUGGAGGUUUCUUAGAAGUUGCAGACUUUCUCAUUAAGGCCGGAGCUGAUAUCGAGUUAGGUUGUUCUACUCCUCUCAUGGAAGCUGCCCAGGAAGGCCACCUAGAGUUGGUGAAGUACCUACUAAAUGCAGGAGCAAAUGUUCACGCGACAACAGCCACUGGUGACACAGCAUUAACUUAUGCCUGUGAGAAUGGACACACAGACGUCGCAGAUGUGCUUCUGCAGGCUGGAGCCAACCUGGAACAUGAGUCUGAAGGGGGGAGAACUCCUUUGAUGAAGGCAGCAAGGGCAGGCCAUCUCUGCACGGUGCAGUUCCUGAUCAGUAAAGGCGCUAAUGUGAAUCGAGCGACAGCUAAUAAUGAUCACACAGUGGUGUCGCUGGCCUGUGCUGGGGGACAUCUCGCUGUGGUGGAGCUUCUGCUGGCACAUGGAGCUGACCCAACGCACAGGCUCAAAGAUGGUUCAACCAUGUUGAUAGAAGCUGCUAAGGGUGGCCACACUAAUGUGGUAUCCUACCUGUUGGAUUAUCCCAACAACAUCCUGUCUGUCCCAGCCCCUGAUCUGUCACAACUAACGCCUCCUUCGCAAGAUGCCUCUCAGGUUCCUCGUGUCCCAUUCCAAGCCCUCGCUAAUUUGGUACCCCCCCAGGAGCCAGACCAAGCCCCAUCAAGCAUCGCCACCCCCCCUCCCGUCUCAAGCAAGGCCAUGUCCAAGCAGAGACAAGCGGCCCUUCAGCCUAGUGUGCCCAGUGCGACUGGCCGAGGGACGGAGGCAGAUCAUCUGCCGACCUUCCACCUGUGCCAGCCUCUUGAGUGCAUUGUGGAGGAGACAGAGGGAAAGCUCAAUGAGCUUGGGCAGAGGAUUAGCGCCAUUGAAAAAGCCCAACUUCAGUCGUUAGAACUUAUUCAGGGGGAGCCACUCACCAAAGACAAGAUUGAGGAGUUGAAGAAGAGCAGAGAGGAGCAGGUUCAGAAGAAAAAGAAAAUUCUGAAGGAACUGCAGAAGGUAGAGCGCCAGCUGCAGUUAAAAACACAGCAACAGUUCACCAAAGAGUAUAUGGAGGCCAAGGGCUUGAAAGAGGAACAGGAGCCUGGGCAAAGCCAAGGCCCAGGUCCUGGACCGGGGAGUCCAACUUCCCCAAUGCUUCUUCCCACACCCCCAGGCGCCCAAGUCAACACCAGCUCUGACACGGAUGAAGAGGCCAACCGGGAUGGAGAGCAAGAGCAGCCUGCAGAGGAGGAUGAAGACUAUGAUUAUGAGGAGGAGGAGGGUUCAGACGAAGAGCCAGAUGGAGAGGAGGAUUUUGCCAAACUUCCUCAGGUGGGCACAAUUCUCUACCGGGACAGUCCACAGCCUCCACAGCAACCUCCGCUUCCUCCCUCACCUCAGACCCAGCCACAGCCCCCGCCUCCACCUCUCCAGGCGGCCUUUGUUCCUAUCCCACCCCUACCAGACUACAACCCUGCGGACUACCCAGGGAGCCCUGAGCUCCAGAGGGUACUAGUGGGACAACAGAUGCUGGGCCAGCCGCAGGGCCAGGGUCAACAGUUGGCUGGGAUUGGCCCAGGAAUGUUACCUCCACAGCCCUCCGAUGGUCUCAUGGUAGCCACACCUGCACAAACACUCACAGACACGCUGGAUGACAUUAUGGCAGCUGUGAGCAAUCGUGUACCAAUGCUGACUACUACAACUUCACCAACGCCCUUAUCCCAGCCACCCUCACAGAUGCCCGCAACCAUCUCCACACCUCCCUCUGUUUUGCCGCUGUAUCCUUCUGUCGACAUUGACGCACAUACGGAGAGUAACCAUGACACCGCGCUGACGCUGGCCUGUGCAGGAGGACAUGAAGAGCUGGUGUCUGUCCUGAUUGCUCGGGGAGCCAACAUUGAGCACCGGGACAAAAAAGGAUUCACCCCUCUCAUCCUGGCUGCCACGGCUGGUCAUGUGGGAGUGGUUGAAGUUCUCCUGGACAAAGGUGGUGACAUUGAGGCGCAGUCAGAGAGAACCAAAGACACGCCCCUCUCCCUGGCCUGCUCCGGGGGGCGACAGGAGGUGGUGGAGUUGCUGCUGCUUCGUGGAGCAAAUAAAGAGCACCGCAAUGUUUCUGACUACACACCGCUCAGCUUGGCUGCUUCUGGGGGUUAUGUCAACAUCAUUAAAAUACUACUCAAUGCUGGUGCUGAAAUUAACUCCAGAACUGGCAGUAAGCUUGGGAUCUCCCCUCUAAUGCUGGCAGCAAUGAACGGCCAUGUACCAGCUGUAAAACUGCUACUGGACAUGGGUUCUGACAUUAAUGCCCAGAUUGAGACCAAUCGAAACACUGCCUUGACCUUGGCAUGCUUUCAAGGGCGAGCUGAGGUUGUCAGCCUGCUCUUAGAUCGCAAGGCUAAUGUGGAACAUCGGGCUAAGACUGGUCUCACUCCUCUGAUGGAGGCGGCCUCUGGAGGCUAUGCUGAAGUUGGACGAGUGCUUCUGGAUAAAGGUGCUGAUGUCAAUGCUCCCCCUGUUCCCUCAUCUAGAGACACUGCCCUCACCAUUGCUGCUGACAAAGGCCACUAUAAGUUUUGUGAGCUGCUUAUCAACAGGGGUGCUCAUAUCGAUGUACGCAACAAAAAAGGGAACACGCCUCUCUGGCUCGCAGCAAAUGGCGGACAUUUUGACGUGGUUCAGCUUUUGGUUCAUGCCAGUGCUGAUGUGGAUGCAGCUGACAACCGCAAGAUCACCCCUCUGAUGGCUGCUUUUCGAAAGGGUCAUGUGAAAGUGGUACAGUAUCUUGUAAAGGAAGUCAACCAGUUCCCAUCAGACAUUGAGUGCAUGAGAUAUAUUGCCACCAUUACUGAUAAGGAGCUGUUGAAGAAGUGCCAUCAGUGCAUGGAGACCAUCGUCAAAGCCAAAGACCAACAGGCAGCUGAAGCCAACAAAAAUGCGAGCAUCCUCCUGAAAGAGCUAGACCUGGAGAAGUCGCGAGAGGAGAGCAAGAAGCAGGCCUUAGCUGCCAAGCGUGAAAAGCGCAAGGAGAAACGCAAGAAGAAGAAGGAGGAGCAGAAAAGAAAGCAAGAGGAGGAGGAGGGGCAGAAAUCCAAGGAGGAGUCUGAGAUGCUGGAUCAGAAGGAAGAUUCAGCAGAAGAAGCAGAAGUUCCCAUUGAGCCUCCAAGUGCCACCACCACCACUACAAUUGGCAUAUCGGCCACAUCCACCACAUUCACUACAGCUUUCGGUAAGAAGAGGGCAAGUGUGGCCACCACCCCAAGCACCAAUCGUAAGAACAAAAAGAACAAGACCAAGGACUCCUCUCCAAGUGAACCAAUCAUAUUACAAGAUCCACAGGUUGCACUAGCGCAGCACAAGGCUGACAAGAACAAGAUCCAUGGUGAGCCCCGGGGUGGGGGCGGGGGAGUGACGAGUGGCAACAGCGACUCAGACCCCUUGGACAGCACUGACUGUGCCAGUGAAAGCAGCAGCAGUGGUGGCAAGAGUCAGGAGCUCAACUAUCUGCCCGACUUGACUUCCUCUGCUUCGUCAUCUUCCUCCUCUUCAUCCUCCUCAGCGCCCUCUUCAGGAGCAGUGCCAUCGCAAAUUCUCCCACCAGGUCCAGAGAAAAGGCACUAUCUGCAGUCACAAGCUGAGAGUCGAAUGGACAGCAAGGUCACGGUCUCCAUCUCAAAACCAAUGCAAAAAGUUCCGGACACAAACGACUCAACCUCAAGCUCCCUUCCCUCACCAUUUAAAACCAUGGCUUUACCAGUUAACACUGCAAGCACUAAGCUAAGCCUUACAAGCCCUAAGCGCGGCCAGAAGAGAGAAGAAGGUUGGAAGGAAGUUGUCAGAAGAUCAAAAAAGCUAUCAGUUCCCGCCUCUGUGGUCUCUCGGAUUAUGGGCCGAGGAGGCUGCAACAUCACAGCGAUUCAAGAUGUGACUGGAGCUCAUAUUGAUGUGGACAAACAGAAGGACAAAAACGGGGAGAGGAUGAUUACUAUAAGGGGAGGCACAGAGUCCACCCGGUAUGCAGUCCAGCUCAUUAAUGCUCUAAUUCAAGAUCCUGCUAAAGAGCUGGAAGAUUUGAUCCCCCGAAAUCACAUCCGAGCUCCAGGCUCCAAAACAGCAGCUUCUUUCCCAAAUACAACUGGGACCACCAGUGGUUCUGCCACCAAAUCACUGAGCUCUCUGGUCACGUCUCCUGGGGUCUCGUUCCAACCUGCCUCUUCAGCCUCUUCUCAGGCUGGUGGAAAGAUUGGGAAGGUCUUGCCCUCAAAUGUCAGACAGCCUUUUCCUGUGUCUCUGCCCCUCGCUUACGCCCACCCUCAGCUCGCUCUACUCGCUGCUCAAACCAUGCACCAAAUCAGACAUCCACGUCUACCCAUGGCCCAGUUUGGUGGAACCUUCUCCCCUGCUGCCAGCACAUGGGGUCCUUUUCCUGUGCGUCCUGUGAGUCCUGGCAGUGCAAACAGCUCCCCCAAGCACAAUGGAGGAACUGGAAGCACAGCUAGCCAGCCUAGACCCAACUCGGCCCAUGGCGACCACAGCAACACAUCAACUACAGGAGCCCCCGUCACAACAACCACCACUACUACUACCAGCACUCCUAACACAUCCACAGCUGCAGCCUCUCCUCAUACCCCCAAUCCCACGUCUUACAACCCCCAACCGAGCGUACCCACACCGUCUUCUGUCCGAAAACAACUCUUCGGCCCCGACCCCAAAUCUCAAGGGGUCAACGCUGUGUCGGUCUCAGCUACGCCUCCCACUAACGUUAGCAAUGCAGUACGGGGAACAGGGUCUCCAGCACAUCACAGCUCAAAUACAACCGCUGCUAAUGCUACGCCCCAACCAGUCGGACCCAUUUCACAGCCUCCUGUUCAGGCAGUCAAAACAGACCUCGGUGCUGUUGCUACUCCUGGCAAAGACAAGCCUUCACUCCCGGUAGAGAGUCAGCCCAUUUCUGUCAGUGAGAAUAUAGCUUCGGUGGGUUUUACACCUCCUGCUUUGGCUUUAUCGGCCAAGCCAGAGCCUCGGCAACAGUUACCCACAACGCCCUCCUCUGUACCAUCCUCAGAGGCACCCCCACCCCUCCUAAACCAACAGCCCAGCUCCAGUCUCCCUUCAGCCACCGCCCCUGUUCUGUCACAUAAUAUUGCACAUCCCAACAACACUGUACCCCAUUUCUCUGCCCCUGCUCCCAGAGUCUCUCAUCGUAUGCAGCCACCAGGGCCUUACUACUCUCUUCCUGAGCAUCAGCAGGCACAGCAGCAACAACAGCAGUCUGUGUUUGUGCCAUUCAACACUCAGCCAGAGCUUACCAAACAGUCCCAAAACCAGACGUCUCAGCCUGCAGGUCUCCCUCCACAAGCCCAGGCUCCAAGCUCACUUCAGGUCUCCUCAAACCACGGGAUGAUCAAUGGUUCACAAAUGCAGCAUGUGACCAGCCCAGGCAAACCGCAACAGAUCACAAACUUUGGUCCGGCUGGCCUCUUCAAUUUCAGCAGCAUCUUUGAUAACAACAGCCAGGUGGGAAACAAUCAAGUGUGGAGCCAUCUGCCUGCUCGAUCUCCACCAGAGCAGUCGUACUCUGCUCCACCAAAUUACAUGGCCAUGGGACAAAUGGACAGUAUGAUUCCCCAACCUCCUCCAGACAACUCCAAAGCCCCUGGCUACCGCUCCACCUCCCAGAGGAUGGUCAACAGCCCCAUUGCUUUGGCGAGCUAUACCACCAAUCCUGUGUAUCUGCAUGGACAUACCGCAGUGGGUGCUCCUUCCUUCAGCAGACAGCACUUUUCCCCUCAUCCAUGGAGUGCGUCAUCAGGUAGUGACUCCCCUGUUCCUCCGCCCUCUACUGUGUCAUCCUCUGCACUGUCCACAUCGGUGGUGGCCCCUCCUCCACAGCCCAAACCGGGCAGCACAUCGCAGCAGGAUCGGAAGGUGCCCCCACCCAUUGGGACAGAGAGGUUGGCUCGGAUUCGGCAAACAGGGUCAGUGAACCAACCCCUCCUCACCACCAAUUACACUGCGUCUGUUGGACAGGGAGGCAUCUGGUCAUUUGGUGUUGGCAGCGCUUCGGAGGCUAUGUCCGGCUGGUCACAGCCACUUAUGAACAGUCACAUGAUGCAUCCUCAGCUGCAAGCGGAACAGUCGGCCUUUUCUCAACACCAGCCGAUGGAGCAGGAUGAUACUGGCAUCGCCAACCCAGCAAACAACUUCCACCAUCCACAGCAUAUGCCGAACAAUUACAUCCCUGACUUCCCUAAGGGUAUACCAAUAUCAAUGUAUGGAGGAACCAUGCUGCCCCCUCAUGCACCCAUGGCGGAGGGGCCAGGAGGAGCAAUGUACAACGGUUUGCACACUGGUGACCCUGCAUGGAAUCCCAUAAUCAAAGUGGUCCCGAAUAAUGCAGAUAACUCUGACCCACAGCAGCAGGUGUGGCCUGGUACCUGGGCACCUCAUCUGGGCAACGUGCAUCUGAACCACGUCAAUUAGGCAGCGUCCACAGCAAUCAAACGAAGCAUGACUGGCAACGCAAGAGUGAAAAAUAAACUUGACAAAAUAUGACAGAUUAAGACAAAGCUAAAAAAUACUACAGUGACAAACUAACUUGUGACUUACGAGUGCAGAGCAGGAGGUUAAAAGAAUUGGAAGGUCUCAUGACGCCAUUCUUUGAUGUGCCUAUCUCCACAAGGAACAACAGAGUUGGGCAAGAGCUGUUUUCAGUGUCCCAAUGAUUCAAGCAAACUUGUGCGAUCAACUGUUAAACAGGAUCCAUUUUCUGCGUAGUUUAGUGAUUUUGACUUAAACCCACCAACACCUUUCUUGGGCUUAAGGGGCUCAACAUGAAGUAGCUAUUUAAUGGCCCAAAACUAGAUGAUUACCUGAGGAGAACGAGAAAUCAAAACCUUUUAGAGUGGUAAAUACAUGUAUAAUUGUUUACAUACUAAAAAGGGUUAAAAUGAGAGUAAAUUUCAUGUCGUAUAGUGGCUCUACUUUAUGUAGCCUGUAUUAAUGUGAAAUAUUUACCUUAAUAUUCAAAUAAAAGAUUGAAAAGUA
Messenger RNA from Periophthalmus magnuspinnatus, 8757 nucleotides. It is a transcript of the gene ankhd1, whose product is annotated as ankyrin repeat and KH domain containing 1. Bases 193 to 8193 code for a protein of 2666 amino acids. Lineage: Eukaryota; Metazoa; Chordata; Actinopteri; Gobiiformes; Gobiidae. Gene Ontology annotation, cellular component: cytoplasm. Gene Ontology annotation, biological process: innate immune response. The transcript is spliced from 38 exons. Gene Ontology annotation, molecular function: protein binding; RNA binding. The record is from RefSeq and is a predicted model, not a curated record.